Salvia splendens (bonfire salvia) is the source of this 1984-nucleotide messenger RNA. RefSeq names its product protein root UVB sensitive 4. NCBI's taxonomy places the organism in Eukaryota, Viridiplantae, Streptophyta, Magnoliopsida, Lamiales, Lamiaceae. The transcript is spliced from 10 exons. The coding region runs from base 210 to 1793 and encodes 527 amino acids. The record is from RefSeq and is a predicted model, not a curated record.
AAAAUCUUAAAAUAGAAUCAACUUGCCGCCUGCCUUCACAGCAGCAGCAAACAGGUAAGCUGUGAUCAUCAAAUUCUAUUUUAGACACUUUUAUAUGCUAAUCCUCACUCCCUCAAAUCCCUAAAGUUGAAAACCCCCCCAUUCCGCCGUUCUCCAUCUACAUCAAAUAAACAUACUCUGUUUCUGAGAAUUCGUACCAUUUUAUAGUGAUGAAUGUAACGUUACACGCACAUACAAAUUCACAACUUUAUUGCAUAAGAUAUGACCCCAUCAAACCUGCAAAACCCGUUGACCCAAAAACCUCUCUUAAACCCUUGGCUGUCUCAAAACCAUCAAGCAUCCCAUUCAAAUUCAACCAUGAAUAUCAAGAUGAAGAAAAGAUAAAACCCCUUCACUUCGGCCAAGAAUCCCCUAAAAAAUUCGACCUUCCUGUCGUCGUUCACCGCUCAGGGACGAUUUUGAGGUACUUUUGGGAUGGAAAUGAGAUGCAAUUAGUCUCUGUUGGCGGAGUUAGCCAGUUUUCUAUAUGGAAUUUUUCGAGUUUCGAAGAUGGGAUGAAGAAAGUGGGCAGAGUUUGUGGGGUUGCGAUUAGGAACUUUUUUCUUCCUAGGGAAGUGAAUGAGAACUACAUGGAGUAUGUGAAGUGGAAAUUCUUGCAUAGAGUUUUCAGCUCUGCUUUGCAAGUUCUUGCUACUCAGGCGAUGUUUCGGGCAAUUGGUAUGGGUUAUUCUCGCUCACUGCCAUCAGCUGCAGCCCUAAAUUGGGUUUUGAAGGAUGGCCUUGGGCGGCUUAGUAGGUGCAUUUACACUGCUAGCCUUGCUUCAGAUUUUGAUACUAAUCUCAAGAGAGUUAGGUUCUCAACUUCUAUUCUGUUUAGCCUGAGCAUUGGUGUUGAGUUGCUGACUCCUGCCUACCCUGCACACUUUCUUCUUCUUGCAACGAUAGCCAAUAUUGCUAAGCAAAUAAGCCUGGCUUGCUACUUAUCAACUGGUACUGCUGUUCACAGAAGCUUUGCCAUCUCAGACAAUCUUGGUGAAGUUUCUGCAAAGUCCCAGAUUCAAACAGUCUGCUUUGAUAAUGUCGGCCUUCUGCUUGCUGCAACCUUCAACAUUUUGUUCAGAAACAAUCAGAGAUUGUUGGCAGCUCUACCAUUUGUUGUGUAUCCUAUCUUCUCCACCAUUGACCUUUUUGGGAUUUACCAAUCGCUGAAACAUGUUCAUCUGCAAACAUUGACCAAGGAUAGGCUUGAGUUGAUAAUAAACAUCUGGAUUCAGCAUAGAUAUAUCCCUUCGCCAGCUGAAGUGAGUGAAAGGGAAGGCAUUAAUAUCUUAUCAAGCAAAGGCAGGGAGCUGCUGCCUAUUAGAGUUGGUUGCUUAAAUCCCAAGAGGAAAAUACCAAGGCUAUCGCUGAUGACAUUACGAUCUUUAAAAGAUAAAGAUUUCUACUUUGUUUGCCUGGAGAACCACAGCAGAGGAUCCAGACUAAAGGAUCAUGGAAUUCUUCUAUCUAUGCGGGAAGGGGCUCAAACUACAGAUAUGAUAACAGGAUUACUGCAGGCUUGUUACAUUCGGGAGGGUCUCCUAGUGGAUAUGUCCGAAUGGGAAAACGUUUUAGAAACUUGUGAUUUGUCAGAUUCAGCGUAUGAAUGGCUUACACUAAUGAGAGAGAGCAAGAAACGUGCAGAAGCGGAUGUUAGUGAUAUGGUGGAGAAGAUGUUGGGACUGGGAUGGGCGUGCAGAAAUGUUCUUCUCAGCGCUCGGGAGCAGGCAAGAUAUAGUUUUCUGGCUGAUUGAGAUAUGUUAUUUUCGGUGCUUCUCACACAGUGAUAAGGGGAAUAGGAAACUUAGUUUAUUUUCCCUCCUCACAAAUACAAAUUCCUAUGAUUGGAUGUGUUGAUAAAGAUAAAUCAUACACUUCCUCUCCAGAAAUGUUGAACAAACUUUUCACAUACCAAAGUAGAAUAUACCUUUACAUCAUCGUUUUA